UCUCCGGCAAGCGGAUGUUGUCGAACCUUUUUAGCAGGCAGCAGCAGGCUCACCCACAGGGGAAAGUAGCAACAGAAGACGGCUAAUUUGACCUCCAGUGUUUUUACCCUACCUCAACUGACUUUAACCAUAACGCCACCAAUGUCGUCAUUUCACCGCAUGGAAUAUUUUUUAAUGACAUCCCCGUGACAUUUUUGUUUGCCGUGUCCGCGGCGCGUUAGCAUACCGGCUAGCGACAAGCUAACUGGGCUAAUUCAACUAUGGCAAGUGCGGGACUCUUUGGACUGGGAUGACGAAACCAGUUCGUCAACGUCUGGCAAUUAUUAACAUUUACGGUCUACUGGUAGGUUUCUGACGGUUGUAAGCGUUAUGGAGAACUCCUUGGCAAGGACUACAAUUAUUUGCCCUCAUCUAAUAAAUGGGGAGUGGGCCUUUUGAACGUUACUAUUCAGAAAGUCAACAUUUGCUUUCGUGUGUGUGUGUGUGUGUACGCGUGCACAGCAAGUGGUGACACUGGAUUUUAAUAAUUAAUUAAAUUGAUAAUUUAUUCAAUUGCAAAAUAUAAAACAGAAGGCCAUGUAUUUGGGUUUCGUGUCACAUAUCCUGCUUCCAGUAGAUCCGGUUGACAGCAUGGAAAAGUCAACAACUGUUACGUGUAACCAUUGAUAUGGCACUUAUACAACAUUCUCAGUUAUUUACUGAUAAAGGAGAUGGCGUGCGAGUGGCUAAGGCUCGCUGUGUGGUAGUUACAGUUUCUAGCUGCUAUUGUAACAAAAUGCCAAGAGACUAAUCGAGAGUCAAGUGAAAUUGGAUCCGUCGCUGCACAUCUGGCCACGAUGUCAUCGGCACUGUUUGUCUUGAUGCUGCCGGCGGCGUUAUGUAGCCUGGGACUUUCCAUGUCGCGGGAUGAGAAGCUCAAGUUGAGGGAUCAAGUGGUCGAGAUGUUUGACCACGCGUACCAGAAUUACAUGGACCAUGCUUACCCAGCCGACGAGCUGAUGCCGCUAACAUGCAGAGGAAGAGUGCGUGGACUGGAACCCAGUCGGGGUGAUGUGGACGAUGCGCUCGGAAAGUUCUCGUUGACCCUCAUCGACACUCUGGAUACUCUUGUGGUUUUGAACAAGACGGUGGAGUUUGAGGCUGCGGUCAGGAGAGUCCUGUCAGACGUCAGGUUGGAUAACGACAUUGUGGUGUCGGUGUUCGAAACCAACAUUCGAGUUCUGGGGGGUCUCUUGGGCGCUCACUCCAUGGCUGUGAUGCUGAAGGAAGAAGGACAGCACAUGCGUUGGUACCAAGACGAGCUGCUGCACAUGGCCAAAGACCUGGGCCUCCGACUGCUGCCGGCAUUCAACACCAGCAGUGGCCUUCCUUACCCCAGGGUGAACUUGAAGUACGGCGUCAGGGGGCCCGAGACACGGACGGGCACAGAAACCGACACCUGUACGGCAUGCGCGGGAACCAUCAUCCUGGAAUUUGCUGCCUUAAGUCGCUUCACUGGGGAUCCAGUUUUUGAGGCUCAUGCCCGGAGAGCCCUGGACUUUCUUUGGGAGAAGAGGCAGAGGAACAGCAAUCUGGUGGGAACCACCAUCAACAUCCACUCGGGAGAGUGGGUCCGCCGGGACAGCGGAGUUGGAGCAGGAAUUGACUCGUACUAUGAAUACCUCCUCAAGGCCUACGUUCUUCUGGGAGAUGACCAGUUUCUUCAGCGCUUCAAUAUUCACUAUGCAUCCAUAAUGAAGUACAUAAGCCAGCCCCCCUUGCUGUUGGACGUGCUCAUCCACAAGCCGCUGCUUCCCACUCGCACCUGGAUGGACUCUCUGCUAGCGUUCUUCCCUGGUCUGCAGGUGUUGAAGGGAGACAUCCGUCCUGCCAUUGAGACUCAUGAAAUGUUGUAUCAAGUCACCAAGAAACACAACUUCCUCCCCGAGGCCUUCACGACAGAUUUCAGGGUCCACUGGGCCCAGCAUCCUCUGAGGCCAGAGUUUGCCGAGAGCACCUAUUUCCUUUACAAGGCCACAGGAGACCCGUACUAUCUCGAAGCGGGUCGCACCAUCAUGGACAACCUCAACCGCUUUGCUCGGGUCCCGUGCGGUUUCGCUGCCAUGAAGGACGUGCGGACCGGCAGCCACGAGGACCGAAUGGACUCUUUCUUCCUGGCCGAGAUGUUCAAGUACCUUUUCCUACUUUUCGCUAACCCGGAGGACCUCCGCUUCGACGUGGAGGACUACAUCUUCACCACCGAAGCACAUCUGCUGCCUCUGUCGCUCUCCACAACGCCUCACCUUUCAUCCGUCCCCCCAAACGGAACGAUACCUCAGUCGAAGCAGGAACUGGACGACUCCAACUUCGACUGGACCUGCCCCAACACGCGUCUCAUGUUCCCCGACCCGGCCUUCCCACGUAACCUGAGGGAACCCAUCCGGAGCGCCGUGGACAAGGGCUGCCCGCGGCCCGCCGCUUACAGGCAGCCCGGCAUGGGAGCCCCUCCUCUGAGAGCUCAGGACUUCAUGGCCAACAACCCGGAACAUCUGGAGCUGCUGAGGCGGAUGGGCGUCAGCCUCAUCCACUUGAAGGACGGCAGGGUGCAGCUGGUGCAGCAUGCCGCGCAGGCGGUGAGUCCCAUCGCAGCGGAGGACGGCGUCCGCUUCAUGCAGGAGAUGAUGGAGCUCUCCAGCCAGCAGCAGAAGGAGCAGCUGCCUCCCCGAGCCAUACAGAUCAUCUCGCAUCCCUUCUUCGGCCGCGUGGUGCUGACCGCCGGCCCGGCGCAGUUCGGCACCGACUUGUCCAAAAGCUCCGCCGGGGUCCGAGGCUUUGUCACCGUUGCCCAGCCGUACAGCGGCUGCGACGAGAUCACCAACAGCGAGAUUGUGCGGGGCCACAUCGCUCUGCUGCAGAGGGGCCAGUGCAUGUUUGCCGAGAAGGCGCGGCACAUCCAGAAGGCCGGCGCCGUCGGCGGCAUCGUCGUCGACGACAGCGUGGGAAGCAGCAGCGACACGGCGCCGCUCUUCCAGAUGGCCGGUGACGGCCGCAACACGGACGACAUCACUCUGCCCCUCCUCUUCGUCUUCUACAAGGAGGGCAACAUCCUGCUGGAGGCGCUGAAGGAAUACCGGGAGGUGGAGGUGCUGCUGAGCGACAAAGCCCGAGACAGAGGCGCCGACGUCCAACAGGCGGAGGAGGACUUCCAAACCGAGGCCACCGCGCCGACGGGAUCCGAGUCGGAGGUGACUGCGGAAGAUCAAGGCGCCGCUCCGGCGGAAGGUGAGGACGUCAGGUCGGCGGGGGAAGUCGGGUCGGCGGAGGAAGUCGGGUCGGCGGAGGACGUCGGGUCGGCGGAGGACGUCGGGUCGGCGGAGGACGUCGGGUCGGCGGAGGACGUCGGGUCGGCGGAGGACGUCGGGUCGGCGGAGGACGUCGGGUCGGCGGAGGACGUCGGGUCGGCGGAGGACGACGUGCCGAAAGCGGACUCCGGGGAGGAUGAGGAGCGUAGGGAUGACGCGGACGGCGCCGGGCAAUCUGUGGACCAGCUACUGGCUGACUGGCGGGACGAAUUGGAGGCCUUGCGGCAAAUGGAGAAAGAUGAGCUUUGACGCUCCCGUCCAACGGUGACCCGACGCCGUCGGCGCGCUCGCGGCCUCAUCGGCGGACCGCACGCAGUCCCAAAGCGAGUCCGGCCCGCCCCGAGUGGACCACGAUGGAGACCUCUUAACCCUGCUUGAUGACCGAUGACAGCUAGGGUUGCAAAAUUGCGGGAAUUUGGAAAGUUGGAAACUCUCCAUUCAAGGAGGAGUUUGGGUUUUUUAAAUCGCAAACAAGAUUUUAAUGUAAUUCUCGUCAAGUUUCCAAUUUGGAAUCUUUCCAAAGUUCCCAUGGACUGCUACGUGAAAAUCUUUUCAAUUCUACUCUUACCUCACUGACAUUUCGUGACCAUGAUUACUAUCAAAUGGACAGAUUUUGUAAUUUGUGUACAAGACCAGUGUUUCCCAACUAAGGCACUUCUCUCAAAAAGUUCAGAAUAUCCAGCUUUUGGGUCAAAUAGCAAGUUAAUUGUAUAUUCUAAUAUCUAGUGGAAGAGUAUUUGAUUGUUAGGCCUGCCACCAUGUGUUGCUGGCGUGGACGGAUGCAGAUAGAGAAGGUAAAUUCAUUUGCUUAUCAAAUCUCUGGUUGGAAUUGGUUAAUUUCCCUCAACGUGGUUGGGAAUCAUUGAUCUCCAUCUCCACCAAUCAGUGAGUUUUGCCACUGCUGUUUUGUUCUCUGAGGAAUUAAGGAAAAUGGAGGGGCAGGUUCUAUAGAAAUCAACAGUUUUCUCUUUCGUAUUUGUUUGAUGUAACUCACAUCAGAUCCGUGGUGGAGGUCAUUAUUUGCGCUGGUGUCCUAUGCAUUGCAGACUUUUUGUAAAAAAGAAAAAGAGCAUCUUUCAUUCAUCAGUGGAUCUUUAUUUAAUUAUAAUUUGAUUUGAAUUUCUUGCGCAGUUCGAAGUGUUUGGGAAAGGUCUAAAACUGCUGCUCCGAAUGGAUGCUUAAUGAGAAACCAAACAUCAUUUCACCUCGUCAAUUCACGACUCACAAAAAGUUUGGAAUCUGCAUGAAAAUGUAUCCAAAUGAAUCUAAAAUGUGCAAGGUCAACAUGAUGACAUUUUCUGUGCUUAUUGACUGAACUAACGUAAAAAGGUGUUUGCUCGUAACCGUUCAAGCCACCCUACGGUGUGAAACUAUGAAAAUGAUGAUGAGCAGAAAGACAAUGAGAAACAACACUGAUGAGGAACUGAAUAAAACGUGAGAUUUUCGAGGA
Molecule: messenger RNA, 4791 nt
Organism: Syngnathus typhle (broad-nosed pipefish)
Lineage: Eukaryota; Metazoa; Chordata; Actinopteri; Syngnathiformes; Syngnathidae
Gene: edem3
Product: ER degradation enhancer, mannosidase alpha-like 3
Exons: 20
Coding region: 837-3590 (917 amino acids)
Biological process (GO): mannose trimming involved in glycoprotein ERAD pathway; endoplasmic reticulum mannose trimming; carbohydrate metabolic process
Cellular component (GO): endoplasmic reticulum; membrane
Molecular function (GO): calcium ion binding; mannosyl-oligosaccharide 1,2-alpha-mannosidase activity
Source: RefSeq, a predicted model, not a curated record